Messenger RNA from Phytomonas sp. EM1, 885 nucleotides. NCBI's taxonomy places the organism in Eukaryota, Euglenozoa, Kinetoplastea, Trypanosomatida, Trypanosomatidae. The record is from the annotation of a GenBank genome assembly.
GCUGUGCCCAUCUUGGAUUUGGAGUCCUUCGAAAACUCAUAAAGGAGGAAACGAGGCAAACUCCAAGAGUAUCAUAUGAGUUUGCCAGAUAUUGGAAAUUCAGAACCACCGAGUCUUGUUGAGGGUAGUACACAACUCAAUUCGCCUGAUACUUUACCGGUUUUGAGAAGGCAGUUCUACACACCGGCAUCUAACGGCGAGGAAAUCUCGUGCCGGAGUGCUUUCUCCGAUCAAGUCUGGGAUCAGAUCAGAGAGAGAUGCUUAUGUCAAAAUGCUCGGACGCAAUCCGAGAAAAAGCCUCUCGUUCAAAUACAAUGCAUUCCUCCAAGACGAUCUCAUACAAGGAGUGAAAUCUCGGGGAGCUCUCGUCGGACUGUUUUGGUAGAUUCUUCUUCGACCGUAUCCCCUGCAGCAUUCCCACAUCGUGCGCACGCACGGCUUCCUCUCUACUGCUCACCUAACACGGAUAAUCGCUACCGCAAGAUCGAGGAUCUCGCUGCGUUUCUUGCCACCGGUGUCACCACGGGGGAUGCCAUGUACUUUAUCGAUCCCGUGCAGCGACUUAUGGCGAGAGAUAAUGAACGGACAAAAUCGACGCAGCAAAAAAUAUCAACAGGGCCCGUAGUAGAGCGUCGCUUUCUCGGGAAGUGGGCUGAGGACGACACCAUAAAGGAUAAGAGCGAUGAAAUCAUCCCCCGACGGGUUCGCAUUGCGAAGCGCAAGUUUAAUGAAAUCAUGGGCAUGGUGAGGCCAUACGCCCUCGGGCAUGCGUACCGACAUAAACUGAAGACCGCGCCCUACCCUUUAAUCGGCGAUCCAAUAGCCAACUAUGUGAUGACCAUGCAAUCUCAACGACCUACAAAGGGGUUGUACUCCUUUUACUAA